Messenger RNA from Marchantia polymorpha subsp. ruderalis, 4576 nucleotides. Lineage: Eukaryota; Viridiplantae; Streptophyta; Marchantiopsida; Marchantiales; Marchantiaceae. The record is from the annotation of a GenBank genome assembly.
AUUCUCGAUGGGGCGCAGCGAGAUCAUGGCUUGAGCGAGCGACCGCGGCAGCGAGGCAGUGGGCGAGCGAGCGACCGAGGUGAGGCUGAGGUAGAGGCCCCGGGGCGAGAGUGAGGGACGAGGUGAGGGAGGGAGCGAGGGGAGGAGGAGGAGGAGGAGGAGCAGCAGCAGCAGCUUGUGGCGAAGUCGAGACUUGCUGCAGAUUGCAAAUUUUCGGUGGAUGGUCAGAGGGCGGGAUAGAGAGCGGGAAGGAGGGAGGAAGAGGAGGAGGAGGGGCGAGGAGUCGGAGUCGGAGUCGGAGUCAGAGUUGGGUCGCGAGGAGUGUAGUGCGGGUCUGGUUUGCUGGAUCUGGGGAGCAAUGGGCGUCAUGUGUUGCGCCGCUGUAGUCUGGGACCAAGAGGAGGAGACACGCGGGAUGGUGUUGUUUAGAUAGAUAGAUGUCGCUGGAGAGAGGGGAGGCGGAGGGGAUAUCGGGCGAGUGAGAUCAUCUGGCUCGGGGUGAGCAGGUUGUUGUCUGUGUCGGCGUGCGUCCUUCUUUGUGUAUCUUUGUUUGCUGCUGCUGGCCGCCGCGCUGCUGACACGAGAGCAGACUUUUACAAGAAACGGAUCACCGAGCUAGAAGGAAGGAGCGAGAGGCGGAGACCGCGCGAGCUGCAGGGCAGGAAGGUCGGAGGGCAGACGACGGGAGGGGGACGGACAGAUCGGGGCGUCUUUCUGGAUCCUCCGAGGAAGGCAUUGUAGGGCUGUUGUUGAUUGGACUCUGUUCGAUCUGCUAAUUCUUGUGCGCCACGGCCGGGUUGGAUCUGUGUGUGGGGCUGUGGAGGAACAGAGAUCCAUUUGCAGGUUGUGCGGGGUUGGCUUCUUAGCUUGUUGGAUACGCAUGUUUGCCUGCUUCUCGUUUAUGCGCCUGGCAUAUCGGGGAAGUCGAUCGCUCUCGGUCCUCUCAGGGGCUACUUAAUUUGGGAUUAACCUGCACGAGCGGGCGGGUGAUUGGGUGAGUAACGUCAAGAUGUAUAACCAGCGGGAGCCUUCGAAGUAUGGUAGCACCUAUCUACCUAGGCAAUCAUCCAAUUCGAGAAGAUUCAAGAAUGGACAGCGGCCGUUCAUGUCGAAGCCGUCAGAUUGUGUGAUUUUGAGCGUCCUUGUGAUCGCGGCUGGUGUAGCAAGUAUGUGGUUCAUCAGCCGACUUCCUUUCCUUGUGGAAGGCGCUUCCAGUUUCUACGACUGGGCAACAGACGUUACGGUGACUUGGGGCACUCCUUCCAUGUGGUGGCUUUUUGUGAACUUGAUUGUGGGUGCUAUUGUUCUCUCCUCUGGCUUCGUCUCUGCUUUUGGCUCCAACAGUGGAUCAGAACCCUAUCAGCAAGUGUACAUAGAGAAAGACGUGUCUGAUCCGGCAGCGCCAGUCGUACCCCUUGAUUCUUCUUCUGACUAUCCCGAGGAUGAUGCAGAUUCCUUCGAGGAAUCUGCUUAUCGUUCUUAUGUGCCACCGGCGAAGCCAAAGGCUGCUGUACCUUACACACCAGUCCAACCAGUGUACGAGGCAACCGUCUUUACGGAAGAAGUCGGUGCGGAACAGGCGAACUCCGCUGAGAACGUGGACAUUCAGACGAGAGAAAUUCCAGCACCUACGAAAGAAUCUGUUCCUCUUCCGGAAAUUCACCCUGUCCUGUUUUCACCUGAACCCGCAAGAUCGGUUGAAGUUCAAGCUGUUGAACCAGAAGUUGUUUCCAGUAUGAGCAUACCAUCCGCCGGAAUCGUGGAAGCCGAGCCAGAAGAAGUAUCCAUGGAGCCGGAAGUGGUCUUAAGCAGGAGCAUUCCUUCUGCUGUCGUGGCUCCUGCUGAGCAAGAAGAAGUGGUCGCUUUCCCGGACGAGGACAAAGUGCGGGUGGAUGAAGGAGUGAGCGUGGAAUCCAAUGAUGCAGUGGCGAAAGAGUUUGAGGAUGUCCCGGGUCCAGCUUUCUACGAUCCUUUCACCACAAUUGAUGAUCCACCAAUUUCCUAUGGAAACGGAAAGCUUCAGCGGAACUUCACGGAGACGUCAAUCAAGUAUGCUAGGGCAGACGAACCAUUGAUCUCGGCCCCUCCCCCGAAGGCAGAACUUGUCAAGGCUCACACGUUUACCUCGGGUCGUGCCAACCGACGAGAUCAGAUCGACAACUACGUGGAACCACUUGCGAGAAAGCUCGAGGAGAUGAAGAAGCGAGACGAGGAGAUGAAGAGGAGGGACGAAAUCAACAGGAAGUCUUUCCACUCCGAGGCAACCAGGAUUCAUAACAAAGACGUGCCGGUGGAGAUGACGGCCACCAGGCCAGCCAAGGUCCACAGCCGAAACUCGUCCGUGGAUGUGGCUUCCAGAGACAUUCCACACUCCUAUCCAACGGAAGUGUUCUACCCGCCUCCUGUCCAGUCACUCCCAGCCGAAAUCGCUCAUUACUUCUCAUCAGCGCAUCAGGCUCCUCCAGGAGAAGCGGAAUUGAGUAAAGUGACUCCGGCACCUGCACCGGCUGUGAUGCGUCCCGCACCGAAGAAGCCGAGUCCUGCAGACGUUCCAGAGCGGCCAGCUCCGAAGAAGACGGCAUCAGCGGCGGAGGUUCCUGAUCGGGUAGCUUCAAAUAAGGCAUCUGCAGCUGAAGUUCCAGAGCGGCCCCUUUCGAAGAAGACCGCAGCUCCCUCAGAAGUUCCAGAACGGAUGUCCACUGCGAGGAAAACGCCUUCGGUGGAGGUUUCUGAGCGGCCUCCUUCCAAGCCAACACCCCCGUUGGAGUCUCUGCAUCGACCCCCUACCUCCAAGAAGGCCACUGCCAAUGAGACCUCGGGAGAUGCUCAACCCCGGAUGCCGUACAAGAAGCCUGCAGCGCUCGAAGCUUUGGCAGACAAACUCAGUAGGACGAGAAGAGCUCCUGCUGAAGUCAUAGAAAAUCUCCAACGGCCUGCUUCGAAGAGAGUACCUGUGCCUGGCGGAGCAGAACGGGAUCCUCCCAAGCAAACUCAGACGGAAGGGACGCAGCGUCCACCGAGGCAGUCCAUUCCAGUUCAGAUCCCGGUUCCACCUCCUCCUGUGAUCAAGGUCUCCUCUCCACCUUCACCCCCGGAUGCGGCACCGAUCAGGAAGCAGGCUUCCUCGCAGCCACCUCCUGCAGAUGACUUUUCCCCUCCUACUUCGCCCCCUAUGCUUCGACCUAUGCCGCCUCCUCCUCCUCCACACUUCAAAAUACCUCCUCCCUUGGAGGUGAAGGAUCCUUCUGUAGUGUCGAGCGACGAAAUUCCUGCUUUCAAGUUUUACAAGCCGACCGAAGGAAGGAAUAUUUCACCUAAACAGGAGGCCUCGUCAAGUGCGGAUGCGUCACUAAGGUCUGCUAGAGUGGCCAUUCCGGCGGAGGAAGUAUAUCAUGUACCCGCACCGGAGACGUCUUCUGUCCGUUCUUUCCGAACAGACUCAGGACCUUCAACCAGCCAAAAUGUGGACCAUCCCGAGAGGUCGAACUCGAGGAGGACAAAGAUUAGGCCACCUCCGGAACCGAGCGUAGCCUCAGAUAGCACAGAGAGUGAAAUUACGGAGGAGCCCAAAGAACCCGAUGCUCUGCAUCAGAAAAUAGAGUCGUUCCUGGCCAGGAUGCACGAGGAUAUGAGACUCCAAAGGCAGGAAUCAAUGGCUCGUAACAGGAGGAUCAAUCAGGAGUUUGGUCAUGACGACUAAGUCCACGCCUCGGAGAGGAGAAAGGUCAUCUCACUCGUGUUACUACUGGUCGGCCGUCCACUCAUGGUCCCGAUGUCCAUGGGUCGAUAACAAAAAGGGGUGCCCAUACACUGGAGCUUGUUGAGUACCAUCUAACUUUGCCAAUCACUUAGGCAGGGAUAGAAUAACCGCGAAGUCGUCCUUCUUGGUAUACAGGAUUUACUGCCAACAGCAUCAUGAUCCACGCUGGAGAAAAACCCACGAAGUUAUUGGGAUUUGAGUUGGACAUAAGGAGCGUACUUGGGGAACGCCCCAGCAAACCUUCGACAAUGCGUAUUGGUACUGAUUCUGUCCAUGAUCACGUGUAGAUUAGCUACUUUCAUGUCUUGCACCCAUGAAGUGUGCAUGACUGCUUGCUGAAGCUUAAAGCUGUUGUGAAUAUGCUUCGUGUUGGCCAUAUCAAAUCAAGCCAAUAGUGGGAGGCCUUCCUCUUUGAGUCUUAGGAUCGGAUUGAUCUCUAGGGCUGAGCAAAGCCCCACCUUGAGUUACUCCUUUGUAAAUUUGGAGAGAUUGUGUGUCAAGUCCUCAAGCUCUGAGGCUAGUGUUGGGGUUCCCCUGUGUACAAUUGUUGUAGGCUUACCAGUAAGUAGAGACUGUCUGUGCCCUGAUUGAUAUUUCCAGGUCAUAAGUCAGGAAAAGCAAUUUUUUUCUGAACGCCGUGUUCCUCCAUGUACUCAUGCAUUGAGCUACCAUCCAGGCACAUUGAAACUAUUCAGAGGAGGAUCACCGCUAUUGAUUUGCAACAGUGUAUCACGCACUGAUUUUUUUAAACCUGCAAGGUACAUACACAGUACGUAUUUUGCAAUAAAAGUUGCACUGAGAAUUCUUACCAUACAU